Molecule: messenger RNA, 1693 nt
Organism: Macrosteles quadrilineatus (aster leafhopper)
Lineage: Eukaryota; Metazoa; Arthropoda; Insecta; Hemiptera; Cicadellidae
Exons: 1
Coding region: 97-1446 (449 amino acids)
Source: RefSeq, a predicted model, not a curated record
UGUUUUCAAUCCAGCAUUUGUUACUUUUACAAUCAAUUAGCAGACAUGUAAUAGGAGUAACUUGAGGUAUGUUAAUUUAAGUGAUAUUUGGAAAACAUGUUUAAUUUUUCAACACACUCAAUUUUCUUGUUACUUCUAAUAUGUUUAAAGUAUAGAAAAGUUGUUUGUAAAGUAAUAGAAGACAGUGAAAAAUUCACUUAUGUAAGAAACACUUCUGUUUUUAUCGACAAAACAUUUUUCCUCAAGAAAGUUCUUCAGUAUAACCGUAUUCUUAUUACAGCACCUCGAAAGUUCGGUAAAACAACAAAUCUGCAGAUGGUCAAACUGUUUUUGGCCAACCACAACGAGAAAGAAUACGCUGAAAGAUUUUUUGAAAACACCAAUAUUUGGAGGGACAAACAGUUCUUGGAGAAACACUUCUGCAAACAUCCUGUAAUAUAUUUUAGUCUUAAACCUGAAGUGUAUUCUGAAUCUAUAACAGACAUUGCACGAGAAUUGAGAAGGAAUAUUAAAAAAGCUUAUGAUGAACACAGCUAUCUCAGUAAGUCAUCGAAAUUAAACAAAGCGGCUAUACAAUGGUAUACAGCCUAUGUUAAUUUGGAAGUGAUAGAUUUCUCAAGAGGAUUACAAUUUUUAUCUGAAAUUCUUUACAUGCAUCAUGGGAAAAAGGCCGUGAUUCUGAUUGACGACUACGACCAUUUAAUUACUCGGAGUGUAUUCUCGAAAUUAGAUUUGAAUAAGAUCUCCCGUGCAGUGUUCCACAUCAUAAAUGAAACAAUCAACGACAAUGUGUGUCUAGAAAGAGCUAUUUUCAUGGGUACAGUUCCACUUAAGUCAAGAAUGAACUUGCUUCAAUCCUUCAAAUUCAUGGAAUCUAAAGAUUUCAGUUCUUAUUUUGGAUUUACCGAAUCAGAAACAGAAUACCUCUUGGAUAAGUUCCGUCUCGGAAGAUACAAGAGUGAAGUGUCAAAGUGGUACGGAGGUUAUAACUAUAUCAAAGGAACAUUUCAAAUAUAUAACCCUUGGUCGGUUCUUAUGUUUUUGAAGACAAGGACAUUCGACACCCAUUGGAUUUCUUCAAAUGUGGAACAAAUUUUGCUUAAGUAUGUUAAGCCUCAUUUUAAACUACAUAGUCACUGCAGAGUGCUUGCGAGAAAUAAGAGCAUCACGUACGAUGUGAUUCCAAGCUUCACGUUUAAGGAGAUCACAAAGUUAAAGCAGCUUCAGUCUUCCUACAGUAGAGUAAAAGAAGACUAUGAUUUGUUUAUCCAGUUUUUCCUAGAAAGUGGUUAUUUAACAUACGCUAAAUCAUACAGAGUAGUACCAGGGUCGGUGACUGUAACUUUACCGAACCAGGAAAUCUUCAGAGUUUUUGACAAUAUUGUUAAACAGCUUCCAGUUCCAGACUUUUCCAAAAGACCUACGUUCAGAAGCAGUUAUAAAUGAAAGGACACUUUCAGUGGAAAAUUCAGGCCUUACAAAAGGUGGUGAUCAAAGAUCUAAAAUUAUUGAUUGAGUUUUCUAGGUUUAUAUCAAUAAUUUGUAUUCAUGUGUAAUUAAAUUUAUUUUUAAUAUGUAUGCAUUGAAGAACUAGCCAAGGCGGAAUCAUCAAUUUUGAUGCAAGCAGGAUCGGUAUGUAUCCCAGAGUACCUAGUAGGAUGGAUUAAAAUAAAAUGCCUAUUCCCCUUAUAAA